Messenger RNA from Entrophospora sp. SA101, 1335 nucleotides. Lineage: Eukaryota; Fungi; Glomeromycota; Glomeromycetes; Entrophosporales; Entrophosporaceae. The record is from the annotation of a GenBank genome assembly.
AUGACCAAGACAAAAGGUAGAGAUUCUAUUAAUAUUAACGAUAGAUAUCGUUAUAAUCAUGACAAUAGUUAUAUUCAUUAUAAUGAUAAUAUUAAGAAAGUAUCUUCACCAAAUCAACAUUCAGGAAAACUAACUCAAUACACACCCAGUGGAGAUAACACUUUACAAUCGCCAAAACCAAUUGUUACAAGUCAUAAAUCCCCACAAAGUGCACGAAUACCUAACUCGGAUUUCAUUCCUAUUAACGAAAUAACACCAAAAGAAAUACAAGAAUUAGAAAAAUGCAAUUCUAUGAUAAGUUCCGGAAAGAAAAGGAGAUUUAAUAAUUUUGAAGCAACAGAUGGUUGGAGGGAACCAAGUUCAAAUGAGCUUCCGUGGAUGAAAGGUGAAGAUGAUAGGAAAUAUAGAAAUGUAGUACAUAGGAUGCAUUUUGAAUUGAACGAUUUAAUAGAUUACCUUUCUCCAACUGAUGUUGAAAAAUCACUAAGAGUAUUUGUUAUUAAAAGGAUUGAAGAUGCGGUCAAAACUAAAAUCCCUUGUUCCGAAAUGUUCAUAUUUGGAAGCUUUAAUUCUGGAAUUUAUCUUCCCACAAGUACCAUAAGUAGAUAUCUUGAUGAAUGGCCUAUUCUUGGUAAAUUGUUAUUAGUUUUAAAAUGUUUUUUAAAACACCACAAUCUUGAUGACCCAUCAAAUGGCGGAAUGGACAAUGAUAACCUUGGUGUUCUUCUGAUAGAAUUUUUUGAAUUAUAUGGGACUCAGUUCAAUUAUACAGAUCUGGCAAUUACAGUAAGACAUGGUGGAAGUUAUCGUUUAAAGUGCCAACAAAACUGGGCAGUUAAAUAUCCAACAACAAAUUUAUGCAUACAAGACCCAUCGGAUCCUGAUAACGAUAUAGCACGCGCAACAAGAAACAUGGUAGAGAUUCAAAAAGCAUUUAAACAAGCAUUCCUACGACUAGUUAAUAGAGUUGGACAGCUUGAAAAAUAUCCAACAGGCUUCCAUAAUAGGUCAAUUCUUUCAUCCAUUUUAUUUGUUCCUGAAAAUAUGCAAUCGUCAAGAAGAAAUUUAUUACGAGAUUAUAAUGAAAAUGGGUUGAGCAAAUUGGUGCAAGGAACAAGUAGUGAUUUAGAAACGCUACUAAAACCUUGUGAUUAUGAAUUUAUAGCCAAAAAAUUUGGCAGAGAAAUUGAAGAGUCAGAUUAUCAUCGUAACAUUAGAGUCAAUUCUUUAUUGAGAAAACACAAACCAGCCAGAAGCUUUAGAUCUCAAAAUAAUAAAGAUAGGAAUUUGAAUAAAGAUGACUAUUAUUUUGAGGCACUUGACUCUGAUUAUUGA